Messenger RNA from Perca flavescens (yellow perch), 2412 nucleotides. It is a transcript of the gene wdr1, whose product is annotated as WD repeat domain 1. Gene Ontology annotation, molecular function: actin filament binding. The record is from RefSeq and is a predicted model, not a curated record. Lineage: Eukaryota; Metazoa; Chordata; Actinopteri; Perciformes; Percidae. Gene Ontology annotation, cellular component: cortical actin cytoskeleton. The transcript is spliced from 15 exons. Gene Ontology annotation, biological process: locomotion; actin filament depolymerization; sarcomere organization. The coding region runs from base 127 to 1947 and encodes 606 amino acids.
AAGACAGGCAGAAGGAGAGCUGCACUCGCUUCCGUGUUUGUGUGAUCAGGGAGUGCACGGCUGGAGGAGCUUAACUGUUUCAUUCAUUUGUAAAGAGUAACGUUAAGAAAGUGACCAGCAGGGAAAAUGUCGCUUGAACUGAAACAUGUAUUUGCCAGUCUCCCACAGAUGGAGAGGGGAGUUGCAAAAGUGAUUGGCGGUGAUCCCAAAGGCAACAACUUCCUGUAUACCAAUGGGAAGUGUGUCAUCAUCCGGAAUAUUGAAAAUCCGGCUAUAGCAGACAUUUACACCGAACAUGCCCAUGCAGUUACUGUUGCCAAGUAUGCCCCCAGUGGAUACUACAUUGCAUCUGGAGAUGCAUCAGGAAAGGUCCGUAUCUGGGACACCACCCAGAAGGAGCACAUUCUCAAGUACGAGUACACCCCUAUUUCAGGCAAGAUCAAGGACAUUGCAUGGACCGAGGAUAGCAAGAGGAUUGCUGUCGUUGGGGACGGACGAGAGAAGUUUGGAGCUGUGUUCCUGUGGGACUCUGGCUCCUCAGUGGGGGAAGUUUCUGGCCACGCCAAAUUAAUCAACAGUGUUGACAUAAGGCAGAAACGCCCUUACCGCCUUGCCACUGCCAGUGAUGACACCUGUGGGUCCUUCUUCGAGGGGCCUCCCUUCAAGUUCAAGUUCACAUUACGAGAUCACAGCCAGUUUGUCAACUGUGUUCGUUUCUCUCCAGAUGGAAGUCGGUUUGUCACAGCUGGCGCUGAUGGCCAGAUAUUUGUCUAUGAUGGAACGAAUGGUGAGCUUGUUUGCUCACUGGGUGGAGAGAAGGCCCACAAAGGAGGAGUAUAUGCUGUCAGCUGGAGCCCUGACAGUUCCCAACUGAUCUCUGCCUCAGGGGACAAGACGGUGAAACUCUGGGAUGUUGGUGCAGGUACGGCCGUCACCACCUUCAACCUGGGCACUGAUGUGACAGACCAGCAGCUGGGCUGCCUGUGGCAGAAAGACCACCUCCUCACCAUCUCCUUGUCGGGAUACAUCAACUACCUGGACAAGAACAACCCUGGCCGGCCUAUACGCACCAUUAAGGGUCACAGCAAAUCCAUCCAAUGUCUGACAGUUCACAAAAAGGACGGGCGACCAUACAUCUACUCAGGGAGUCACGAUGGACACAUUAAUUACUGGGAUGCAGAGACCGGAGAGAACGACUGCUUCUCUGGGAAGGGCCACAGCAACCAGGUGAGCAAGAUGGUGACCGACGAAGCCAACGAGCUGGUGACAUGCAGCAUGGAUGAUACACUGCGCUACACCAACAUCAACAAGACGGAGUACAGUGCCUCUGAUGUGGUGAAGAUGGAUUUCCAGCCUAAAAGUGUGUCCGUAGCAGCAGGAGGGCUGUCCCUGGCUGUGUGCAUUGGGCAGAUUGUCUUGCUGAAAGAUAAGAAGAAAGUCUUCACAUUGGACAAUCUUGACUAUGAACCAGAGGUUGGAGCUAUCCACCCUGGGGGCACCACUGCUGUUGUGGGCGGAGCAGAUGGGAAAAUCCAUCUGUACUCCAUUCAGGGCAACACUCUGAAGGACCAGGGUAAAACUAUUGAAGCUAAAGGGGCGAUUACAGACAUGGCCUACUCUAAUGAUGGAGCCUAUCUGGCUGCCGUAGAUGAUAAGAAAGUCGCCACAACUUUUACUGUGGCUGAUGGCUACUCGGUCAAAGAUGAGUUUUACGGACACCAUGCCAGACCUGUGACUUUGGCCUGGUCACCUGAUAAUGAGCACUUUGCGACUAGUGGGAUGGACAUGAUGGUGUUUAUCUGGACGAUUGGGGAUCCAGACAACAGGAUUAAGCUGGCAGACACUCACCGGUUGCACCAUGUUAGUGGCCUGGCCUGGGUCAAUGAGCACACUCUAGUCACCACCUCCCAUGAUGCCAGCAUCAAGCAGUGGACUGUUAAAUACUGAGCUGCAAGCAGACAAACAUCCACAUCUCCAGGGACAAGGACUACUGUAGAAUUCAAUCUUUCCUUCUUCUGUUUUCAUUUUUUUUUUUUUUUUUUUUUUUUUUUUUUUAAACUGUAUUUUCACUAUAUAUACGGUGUUCUAUGCUGUCUGUAAACAUCUGAAAUUGUGAAUUGAUAUGGCUGGGGAAAGCUCCCAUAAAAAAUAAUCCAAGACAUGUCUCUUUCAUGUGGAUAACCUCAAUUUACACAGAGACAAAUAUUUGAAAUAUAUGAUGUAACCAAGAGUUGUUUUACAUCUCUUUGAGCUUGAUGGACCCACAGUAAUAUUUGUAAGCUCAACAUUCCAUAGAUAAUAGCUUUCACUCAGUUUAAACCAAAAUCCUUGUCUGUGGUUUGGCUCAAUGCAUCCUAACUUAAUGGAUAAACUAAAAGCGAGUUUCUUUCUUUUUUUUUUUUUUUUUUUUUU